AUGAAGAAUAUGAAUACAUCUUUGGAUGAUAUUGAAUUUGAUGAACAACAUGACAAAGUUGUAGAAGAACUAAAUGAAAACCAUGUUCAACCUAACUCAAUCUCUCCAACAGUUGGAAUGGUUUUUGAAAGUGUUAAUCAAGCCAAGUCAUUUUAUAGACAACAUGCAAUAUCAAAGGGUUUUGGAAUUCGAACAAGGAGUUCAAGGAAGAACAAUAAAAACGAAUUAUGUUACUUCAUGAUGGUGUGUUCUAGGGCUGGAAAAUAUGUCGAAUCCAAUCAGAAUGAAAUGAUUGGACGUCCAACAAUGACUAAUGAUUGUGCAGCUCGAAUGAUUGUAUCAAAAAGAGAGGAGAACUGGUACAUUUCAACAUUUGAUGAUGUAAAUACUCAUGAUCUUAGUCCAACAAAGUCAAGAUUGUUCCGAGGCAAUAAAAAGAUGAAUCUGAAUGUCAAAAGAACAUUAGACUUAAAUGCCGAAGCAGGAGUUAGGAUUAACAAAAGUUUUCGAUCCUUGGUUUGUGCUACAGGAGGUUAUGAGAACAUGGAGUUUGUCGAACAAGAUGUUAGAAAUUAUGUCGCCAAACAAAGAAGAGCAUUAUCAAAAGAUGGUGAUGCCAAGGCACUCUUAAACCAUUUCUCUUCCAUGAGAGAAUUGAAUAAGGAUUUCUUUUUCGACAUUGAUGUUGAUGACAACAAUUGCAUACUGAAUGUGUUUUGGACUGAUGCACGAAGUAGGGCAACUUAUGAGUAUUUUGGUGAUGUCAUAUCUUUUGACACAACAUACUUAACGAAUAAGUACGACAUGCCGUUUGCUCCUUUUGUUGGUGUCAACCACCAUGGCCAAUCAAUAUUGUUAGGUUGUGGUUUGUUAUGUUCAGAGGACACAUAUUCAUUUGUGGGGCUAUUUAAUUCAUGA
Messenger RNA from Vigna radiata var. radiata (mung bean), 918 nucleotides. RefSeq names its product protein FAR1-RELATED SEQUENCE 5-like. The coding region runs from base 1 to 918 and encodes 305 amino acids. The record is from RefSeq and is a predicted model, not a curated record. Lineage: Eukaryota; Viridiplantae; Streptophyta; Magnoliopsida; Fabales; Fabaceae. The transcript has a single exon.